Molecule: messenger RNA, 916 nt
Organism: Amoebophrya sp. A120
Lineage: Eukaryota; Dinophyceae; Syndiniales; Amoebophryaceae
Source: the annotation of a GenBank genome assembly
ACUACGUCCAGACCGAGCUGCCGCCACCCGGUGUCGAAACGGAGAAGGCGGCGAAGUUGGUAAACAAAUUUUGGAAAUGGCGGGACUGGGAUCCUAAGCUGUUCUCGAGUACCCCGGACGCGCUCAAGUUACUGAAGCAGACCGUUAAAGAUUUAGUCGCGUCAUCGGAUUUCGCGCAAUUGUUCAAGAAUAAAGACGGAACCAAGAAGGAUGGAGAUGUUGACUCAACGACCGUCGAAAUAUCAAAGCGGGAGGAACAGAACAAAGUGUCGUUGACAGCUUCUAAGGGUACUUCUAAGGAGAAGCCGCCUACUGUUGAGCAAAAAGGAAAGACGGCGGUGGUGGAUACUAUGAAGGAACUCAAAGACCUACGUCGAGAAAAACAGGAAGAAACUCUCCGCAGUUUCAUGCAGAAUUUAGACGUCGCUGCCAUGUCUAAAAAGGGCUACACGAUAGAGCUGUGUAGCCCAGAAAGGUACCAACAAGUUGUGUCGUCUUGGAAGCUGCAGGAUCAGGCUUCUACUUCCAUUGCCACUGCCAAAAAUGCUUGCGAGAAGGAAAAAAUUGAUGACAAUGGUUCCAACGCGGGCGACAACACUACUAGUGCUGCAACGAAAACUGCUGCCUCCUCGUCCUCCAGAAGUUCUUGUAAAAAUACUGAUCGACGCACAACAACCGGUACUGCUGGCGGCGCAGACCACGAGAUUGUUGCAGCAGAAGAAACUGGCGGGCGGGGCUCAGGUGGUGUUGGGGAAGUAGAAGGUGUGGAACAGCAAGGCGUCAAGACUUGUUCGUCGACGAAACGAAAACCGGAAAAGGCAUCGCUGAAAGAAAAAGACUUUUACGCCCGGAUGUUUGCGCGCGACAAGCAAAAAAAGGAGGAGAAGCAACAGGAACAGGAACAGCAUCAACAAAC